Microplitis mediator is the source of this 3967-nucleotide messenger RNA. RefSeq lists its product as uncharacterized. Gene Ontology annotation, cellular component: photoreceptor outer segment; membrane. The coding region runs from base 892 to 2403 and encodes 503 amino acids. The transcript is spliced from 10 exons. Lineage: Eukaryota; Metazoa; Arthropoda; Insecta; Hymenoptera; Braconidae. Gene Ontology annotation, molecular function: G protein-coupled receptor activity. Gene Ontology annotation, biological process: G protein-coupled receptor signaling pathway. The record is from RefSeq and is a predicted model, not a curated record.
CCGAGAGAACCGACACCCGCGAUUAUUAAUUACGCUUAUACAUGCGUUCAUUUAUUUAUUUACUAUCAAUCGUGUGUAUCUGAUAAAAAAAAAUAUUUUUUUAAAUUCAUUAUUUUUUAUUUUUAUUUCAACUUAAAAUUUUGAUUUUUUAAAAUUUAUUAUUAUUAAAAAAAAGAUAAUUUACAAAAAAAAUCGAACAAUAAAAUAAAUGUGUAAAUAAAUUUUGUGAUUAAGAUAAUUAAAUAAAAAAAUUAAGAAAGAAAAAAAACGUGAAUCGAUAAAGUCAAUCGUGUGAACAUGAGAUAAGGACGCAGAAAAGAAUAAAGAAUAAAAAGAGAAAAAAAAAUUAUAUAAAAAAAAAAAAAAAAAAAAUUAUAUAAAAAAAUAUUGAAGAAUUCAGAAGCUUAACGAGAAAACGUUAGUAUCUAAGGAAAAGAGAAAUGACGAAUGAUGUCGAGGAGAAAAAGAGUAAAAGUGGUAAAAGAAGAGUUACAUAGUACAGAGAAAAAUAUAAAGAGUUUUGGAGCGAUUUUAGUACGACGUCGUCGUGGGCAGCCAACAUACAAAAUCCGAUGUACAUCACGUGAAGUGGCAUUAAAACAAUGUGAAAAAGACAGAGCAAUGACAAAGAAUAAAAAUUGAAGUAUAUAUAUACAUAUACCGUAAAAUAAUAGAGAGAAAAAAGAUGUGGAUGCUGUCAGGACGUAAAACGACGAUUGAAGUGGUGAAAAUCGAUCAGAGAAGAAGUGUUCAGUCAUUAAGACUUUGUCAAGCCAAUUAGAGAGACAAAGUGAGACGUUUUUGGUAAGGAAGACAUCAAACAAAGACACUAAGAACCGUUUCAGAGAGGAAGAUUCCUCAUCAGGAGUCCAACAGAAGACAAAAAAAGUUAUGGCUGCUGGUUCGGCUGUAGCCAUGAUAGGGGCUAAUUUGCGGUUCGGCAUCGGUGCGUCUGGCAAUGUAACAUCUAAUGCGACAAAAGUAUUCCAGUGUCAUCCCGGUGGAGUGACCGAAGCAACUGUGAUAUUCAGUCUCGGCGCACUUGGAAUGGGCGCCAAUAUAAUACUUAUGGCACUGAUACUUGCCAAACGUCAGCUCAGAAGGUGGUCGCAGGGCUUAUUAUUUCAUCAAGCAAUGGUAGAUUGUGCUAGAGCAGCAAUAUUAUUACCACUUGGAUCGAGUAUUUUGAAUUGUCAGCCGGUUAACAAGUGUUCACUGGUUGAGACUGCAUUUUUAUUACUCGUCACAGUCUCAACAGUCAAUAUGCUAACGACUGUACUUAAUGACAGUCCUGUUUUUCCAGAAAGUGAUGAAGAAGCUGAUCUUACGGCUCCACUUCUUAUGGAUUCACCCCAGUGUGUACUUUUCGGUACUUUUAUGAUAUGGUUUGCUAGCAUCACAAUAAACCUCGGGCCUACUUUUUUGAGUGGCGCACUUGCCGCUAAUACUGAAACCAGUCAUAAUGCACCCAGUUGUCCACUGGUACACGGUCCAUUCCGACAUUACAUUUUAAAUGUUCUCUGGAUAGCUAUAAAUAUUAUAUGUGUUGCACUCACAUUGUUUCAUCUAAGAAAAUUGCACAGAGAUCUCACGAAAGCCAAUGUUGAAGCCGUUCGGGUCGCCGGUCUUGUCACGACACUCGUCAAUGUCACAGGCGGUGGUCACGGUGGAACGAACGGAGUCGCAGACGGUGGAACCACAGAUCAGAGAAAUGGCACUACUCCAAAGAGGGGUGGUGCAUUAGAAGAGCAUCGGAAGAUGAGAAAUUAUCUAAGGCGAAUGGAACGUGAAGGAGUUCAAAGGGUCAAAAUGUUUCUAGUCAUCACUGCAGCAUAUCUUAUAUUCUGGGGUCCCUUAUUUUUUGUAACACUUGUUCAUCACCCAGUAAUUGGCAAUGCAACUGGAUAUGAGGUCACUCUACACAUUGCUUACAUUCAUGCUUUUGUCAACCCUGCUUUGUUCCUAACACUUCAUCGAGGACUUCGCCAGGGUAUUUCGGACGUAUGCUGCGGUUGCUGUGAAAGUUUUGCACGAUGGAUUUUAGGAUCAGCGACAAAUACACCAAUACAAUCAGUACAACCACCAAGGUAUGAAGCACCAUUGAGUGCUCCAUCACCACCAGAUCCACCACCACCUCCAAUAUCAGCUACUGCAGCUGCGUCUUUGGAUUUAAGUGACGUUGCUCUUUUGAAACCUCCAUUGCCUCCAGCAGCUAAAUAUCUUCCGCAAGAUGAACCAAUUACGAUAUCAUCUGAUCCAUGGAGUGUAAUAAUACCACGACCCAAAAGUAUUUUGAGUUUAUAUGAAGAAAAAUUAUCAAGAAGGCCGAGCUUAGUGCUUCCGGUUAUGAACGAUAUGACAACGGCAACUAGUCCAACAAGUAGCGACAUGCCAAGUGAUUAAUAUUACUAUAUAGAUUAGAUACUAAAUAAAAUAAUAUAAUUACAAAAUAGAAGAAAAAAAAAACGUAAUAGUAUUCCUGAGAAAUUUUCGAAAAUAGUUGACAUCGAUGCGGAAUAUUUUUUUACAAUAUAUUUAAAUUAUCAAAAUAUUUCUCUCGUGCUAUUUCUUCCAUAAUAAAUAAUAAAUAAUAAUAAUAAUAGUAAUAAUAAAUUACUGACCUAAUAUGUAAUAAUGAUGAUUGAUGAUAAAUUUUUUCCAAGACAUGUCCUUACAGACUGAUUUUUAAAAUCUGCAUUUAAUCAGUACACUUUUCUAUCUUAUUCAUUACAUCUUUAUCCAUUAUUCAAUUUUCCGCAGAGUGUCUUUGUCUCAUUGCUUUAAUAAGACACCGAAUUUCAUGAACGAAUUUAUUAUCGAUUAAGUUUAGAAUUUUUCAUACAUUAAAUAAAAUAAUAACACUAAUAAUUUGUCGAGCUACUGUACUAUUGCUUAAAAACAUUAUUCAAAUAUCUUUUAGCUGACGAGAAAAUUAAUAGUUGAUAUUUAAAAAUAAAUAGAAUAGUUAUUUAGUCUGUCAGAAGCAUGAAAUGUAAUUAGUCGUUAGAUAAUUUUUAUAAAUAAUGCAAUGAUUCAUGUAAAUUUAUUCCAUUUAAACUAAUGUCCAUUUAAUUAAGCCCCGUAUGUAUGUAAUUAAUUAAUGAAACUAAAUUAAAAUUAUAUGUGGUAAAUUUACAUGAAAGUGGUAAAGCACAAAAUCUAAAUUAAUACAAAUGAAAUAAAAUAUAAAUUUUAAAUAAAAUUUAUUGUAAAAUAAUUUUUAAUUACUUUUAAUUUGGCAGCCAUAUCAACAAAACAUAGUACGGGUGAGCGAAUUGAAUGAUUCGAUUUUUCCAUUAAUUCGUAAAUUUUCGAAUUAUCCAAAAGUUUUUUAAUUAUUUGUAACUGUUCAAAUUACUCGAUAGGAAUCAAGAAAAUUUUGAUUCCAGUUUUCAAAUUUUCAAUUUUUAUUUUAUGGAGAGUUUACACUGUAAAAAAUCGGGAAUUAAUUCGGAGUGAUUACAGAUUUUAUUUAAAUUCUAAUUUACUUCGUCACUCGGAGUUCCGGAGUUUUAGAAAAAAUCAGUACGCAUACAGAAUAAAUAGGGAUUUUUUUUUUCAGCAGAGUGAUUUCGAAGUGAUCUGCAUUUUUUAAAAAUCCACAUUCAUUCCACAUCAUGCUCCGUGUAAAUCAAAUAAAUACACAGGCAUCCAUUCCGCGUUGACUCCGGAUAUAAUCCGCAUUUACUUCGAAAAUUUUUUAUAGUGUAGUUUUUAAAGUAACCAAAAAUAAUUUUUCCAUAGAUUCAUGUCUGAAUUCUAUUUACUUCGGACAAAAAUUUGAAUCAUUGGAAAAAAUAUUACAAUGUUAUGACAUACAAAAAAAAUUUUGAAAUUAUCCAUAAAUUUUGGAAUAUUUCGAUUCGAUUCUAUACAAGUAAUUCGUAAAUUCAAACUAGUCGCACACCUAUGAGACAUAUAUAUUAGGGUGAUCCAAAAAAUAACAAACUUUUUUUUUUUUCUUCCA